CCUUUGCAAUGAAUAUGAUGCACCCUGGAUUCCUCCAAGACGUGAAUGUCCCUAAUCAUGGCAUGGCCAGAGGUGGUGGUGGCUUUGGGGGCCCAAUGGGGCCCAUGGGCCCAAUGGGCCAGAUGGGCAAUUACCCAAUGGGCCAGAUGGGCCCCAUGCCAGCCGUGCAAGGACUGCCGAUGAACGGCGGGUACUAUCAAGGGGUGGGCCCGGGGAACCCGUACAGCCACCAGCAGCAGCAGCAGCAGCAGCAGCAGCAGCAGUACAUGGCCAUGAUGAUGCAACGACAGGCCCAAGCCCAACAUGCACAGGGCAACAACAUGUUCCAGCCGAUGAUGUACGCGCGGCCGCAAGCACCGAUGGGUUACGUCCCGCCGAUGCCGCCCCCGGCUUCGGACCCUUACGUCCACAUGUUCAGUGACGAGAACACCGACAGCUGCAGCAUCAUGUAAAUUAGUGGCUGAUGCUAGUGCAGCUUAUAUGUAGUGCUUCUUUAGGAUUUCAAUUUUGUUGGGUAGGUUUUGUGUCCGACUUAUGAAGGUAAGUCUUUUGGUUGAAAUGAGAGUGCAAGGUAUUGAAAAGUACCAUAUAGCUGAUGUACUAAUUAAGAAUCCUCAUCAAUCUCUCUGAUUUCAGCUUUCAGUUUCGUGACA
Molecule: messenger RNA, 653 nt
Organism: Eucalyptus grandis
Lineage: Eukaryota; Viridiplantae; Streptophyta; Magnoliopsida; Myrtales; Myrtaceae
Product: heavy metal-associated isoprenylated plant protein 34-like
Exons: 1
Coding region: 9-452 (147 amino acids)
Source: RefSeq, a predicted model, not a curated record